Molecule: messenger RNA, 17082 nt
Organism: Heterocephalus glaber (naked mole-rat)
Lineage: Eukaryota; Metazoa; Chordata; Mammalia; Rodentia; Bathyergidae
Gene: Kmt2c
Product: lysine methyltransferase 2C
Biological process (GO): positive regulation of transcription by RNA polymerase II
Cellular component (GO): MLL3/4 complex; nucleus
Molecular function (GO): histone H3K4 methyltransferase activity; protein binding; transcription coactivator activity
Source: RefSeq, a predicted model, not a curated record
CGAUGCGUGUGAGUGCGCGCGCUGCCCGCUCCAUGGUGCCACCUCGCCCGGGCCCCGCUCCUGCCGCUGUCGCCGCCGCGCCCGGGGCUGCGGGACAUGCGAGAGGCUGAGGCAGGAGGCGGAACCCGAGCAGUGGCGGCGGCGGCGGCGGCGGGCACGGCGGCGGGAGGAGCCCCCCAGCAGCGGGAGGACCGGCCUCCAUGCGUCUCUCCCGGUGACUAGGAUGUCGUCGGAGGAGGACCGCAGCGCGGAGCAGCCGCGGCCGCCGCCACCCGUCCCAGAGGAGCCCGGCGCCGCGGCCCCGAGCCCCGCAGCCGCAGACAAAAGACCUCGGGGCCGGCCUCGCAAAGAUGGCGCUUCCCCUUUCCAGAGAGCCAGAAAGAAGCCUCGAAGCAGAGGAAAAACUACAGUGGAAGAUGAGGAUAGCAUGGAUGGGUUGGAGACAACAGAAACAGAAAAUAUUGUGGAAACAGCAGAAAUCAAAGAACAUUCUGCAGAAGAAGAUGGCGAAGCAGAAGUGGAUAGCAGCAAGCAGCCAGUCCCUGCUCUUCAGCAGCUGCUGUCUGAGGAAUCUACAAACUCCCUGGUCUCUGUUGGUGUAGAAGCCAAAAUCAGUGAACAGCUCUGCGCUUUUUGUUACUGUGGGGAAAAAAGUUCCUUAGGACAGGGCGACUUAAAACAAUUCAGAGUAACGCCUGGAUUUUUCUUGCCGUGGCAAAGCCAGCCUUCUAACAAGAACAUUGAUGACAGCAGCAGUGGAACCUAUGAGAGAAUACAAAACUCAACUCCACGAAGACAAAGAGGACAGAGAAAAGAGCGAUCUCCUCAGCAGAAUAUGGUGUCUUUUGUAAGUGUAAGCACCCAGACAGUUGCAGAUGAUCAGGCUGGUAAAUUGUGGGAUGAGCUCAGUCUGGUUGGCCUUCCAGAUGCCAUUGAUGUCCAAGCCUUAUUUGAUUCUACAGGCACUUGUUGGGCUCAUCACCGUUGUGUGGAGUGGUCGCUGGGUGUGUGCCAGGUAGAAGAACCAUUCCUAGUGAAUGUGGACAAAGCUGUUGUCUCAGGGAGCACAGAACGAUGUGCAUUUUGUAAGCACCUUGGAGCCACUAUCAAAUGCUGUGAAGAGAAAUGUACGCAGAUGUACCAUUAUCCUUGUGCUGCAGGAGCUGGUACCUUUCAGGACUUCAGUCACUUCUUCCUUCUUUGUCCAGAACACAUUGACCAAGCUCCUGAAAGAUCAAAGGAAGAUGCAAACUGUGCAGUGUGCGACAGCCCAGGAGACCUUUUAGAUCAGUUCUUUUGUACUACUUGUGGUCAGCACUACCAUGGAAUGUGCCUGGAUAUAGUGGUCACUCCAUUAAAACGUGCAGGUUGGCAAUGUCCUGAGUGCAAAGUGUGCCAGAAUUGCAAACAAUCAGGAGAAGAUAGCAAGAUGCUAGUGUGUGAUACGUGUGACAAAGGGUAUCAUACUUUUUGUCUUCAACCAGUUAUGAAAUCAGUACCAACCAAUGGCUGGAAAUGCAAAAAUUGCAGAAUAUGUGUAGAGUGUGGCACACGAUCUAGUUCUCAGUGGCAUCACAAUUGCCUGAUAUGUGAUACUUGUUACCAACAGCAGGAUAACUUAUGUCCUUUCUGUGGAAAGUGCUAUCAUCCAGAAUUGCAGAAAGACAUGCUCCAUUGUAAUAUGUGCAAGAGAUGGGUUCACUUAGAAUGUGACAAACCAACAGAUCAUGAACUGGAUUCUCAGCUCAAGGAAGAGUAUAUCUGCAUGUAUUGUAAACUCUUAGGAACUGAGAUGGAUCAGUUACAGCCAGGUGAUGAAGUGGAGAUGGCAGAACUCAGUACAGAUUAUAACAAUGAAAUGGAAGUUGAAGGAACUGAAGAGCAAAUGGUGUUUUUGGAGCGAGCAGUUAACAAAGAUGUUAGUGAUCAGGAGUCCGCACCUGGAAUUGUUCCAGAUGUUCAAGUCAUCCGCACUGAAGAGCAGCCGAAGAGUAAUGCAUCAGAAAGUCUUGACACAGAUGGCCUUCUCAUUUCUGAAAUUACCUCAGACUCUGGGGAUUCUAUUAAAGCCAUGUUUUUAGAAGGAACAUCCCCAAAUAAAAUGAAUUCUGAAUUGGAAAAUGAGAUUUCUUGUGACAUUGCUAGUGAAAAAAUGGAAAUGCCUUCUAAAGUGUCACAUCUUCAUGAUGAAGAUGAAAAGGAAGACAAAAUGGAAGUGACAGAAGAUAUUGAAGUCCUUACGCACCAGAUUGUUGUGCAGCAGGAAGAACUACAAUUGUUACAUGAACCUGAAGGGGUGGUAUGCAAAGAAGAACCACGGCCUUCGGCGUCAACCAUUGAAUCUGUCACUGUUCCACCAGCGGCCUUAGUAUCCCCAAGUGAGGAAAGUACUUCAUGUUCUAAGGAACAGUUGAUUGCAGAAAGAGUACAAGAAGAGAUAGAACAGAAAGAAAAUUCUGAAUUUUCUGCUGGGUUCAUGGAUCUUGAAAUGACUUCUGCAGUUGAGAGUUGUGUGAAAGAUGGUUUAUGCCCAGGAGAUAAAUCUGUAAAAUUACCAUCUGAGGCAGAGUCACCGUUUUCACCAUCAGCAGACAUAGGCAAGGCAAAUACGUCUUCCUCUCCAACACUUUCUUCAGAUUUGCCUUCACAUGACAUGCUGCAUAGUUACUCUUCAACUCUCAGUUCUUCUGCUGGCAACAUCAUGCCAACCACUUACAUCUCAGUCACUCCAAAAAUUGGCAUGGGUAAACCAGCUAUUACCAAAAGAAAAUUUUCUCCUGGUAGACCACGAUCCAAACAGGGGGCUUGGAGUACUCAUAAUACAGUGAGCCCACCUUCCUGGUCCCCAGACAUUUCAGAAGGUCGGGAAAUUUUUAAACCCAGGCAGCUUCCUGGCAGUGCCAUUUGGAGCAUCAAAGUGGGCCGUGGCUCUGGAUUUCCAGGAAAGCGGAGACCUCGAGGUGCAGGGCUGUCAGGACGAGGUGGCAGAGGCAGAUCCAAACUAAAAAGUGGAAUUGGAGCUGUUGUGUUAUCUGGGGUGUCUGCAGCAGAUAUUUCUUCAAAUAAGGAUGAGGAAGAAAACUCUAUGCACAAUACAGUUGUGUUGUUUUCUAGUAGUGACAGGUUCACUUUGCACCAGGAUAUGUGUGUGGUAUGUGGCAGUUUUGGCCAAGGAGCAGAAGGAAGAUUACUUGCCUGUUCCCAGUGUGGUCAGUGUUACCAUCCGUACUGUGUCAGUAUUAAGAUCACUAAAGUGGUUCUUAGCAAAGGCUGGAGGUGUCUGGAGUGCACAGUAUGUGAAGCCUGUGGGAAGGCGACUGACCCCGGGAGACUCCUGCUGUGUGAUGACUGUGACAUAAGUUAUCACACCUACUGCCUAGACCCUCCACUGCAAACUGUUCCUAAAGGAGGCUGGAAAUGCAAAUGGUGUGUUUGGUGUAGACACUGUGGAGCAACAUCUGCAGGUCUGAGGUGUGAAUGGCAAAACAACUACACACAGUGUGCUCCUUGCGCCAGCCUGUCUGCCUGCCCGAUCUGCUAUCGAAACUACAGAGAAGAUGAUCUGAUUCUGCAGUGUAGACAAUGUGAUAGAUGGAUGCAUGCAGUUUGUCAAAACUUAAAUACAGAGGAGGAAGUGGAAAAUGUAGCAGACAUGGGUUUUGAUUGUAGCAUGUGCAGACCCUAUAUGCCUGCAUCACAUGUGCCUUCCUCAGACUGCUGUGAAUCUUCACUUGUAGCACAAAUCGUCACAAAAGUAAAAGAGCUAGAUCCACCUAAGACCUACACCCAGGAUGGUGUUUGUCUGACCGAAUCAGGGAUGACUCAGUUACAGAGCCUCACAGUUACUGUUCCAAGAAGAAAACGGUCAAAACCAAAAUUGAAAUUGAAGAUAAUAAAUCAGAAUAGUGUGGCUGUCCUUCAAACCCCUCCAGACAUCCAGUCAGAGCAUUCAAGGGAUGGUGAGAUGGAUGAUAGUCGAGAAGCAGAACUUAUGGAUUGUGAUGGAAAAUCAGAAUCUAGUCCUGAGCGUGAACCUGUGGAUGAUGAAACUAAGGGAGUAGAGGGAACAGAUGGUGUCAAAAAGAGAAAAAGGAAGCCAUACAGACCAGGUAUUGGUGGAUUUAUGGUACGGCAAAGAAGUCGAACGGGGCAAGGAAAAACCAAAAGAUCUGUGAUCAGAAAAGAUUCCUCAGGCUCUAUUUCUGAGCAGUUACCUAGCAGAGAUGAUGGCUGGAGUGAGCAGUUACCAGAUACUCUGGUUGAUGAAUCUGUUUCUGUUGCUGAGAGCACUGAAAAAAUAAAGAAAAGAUACCGAAAAAGGAAAAAUAAGCUUGAAGAAACAUUCCCUGCUUAUUUACAAGAAGCUUUCUUUGGAAAAGAUCUUCUAGAUACAAGUAGACAAAACAAGCUGAAUUUAGAUAAUCUAUCAGAGGAUGCAGCUCAGCUUUCAUAUAAAACAAACAUGAACACAGGUUUCUUGGAUCCUUCCUUAGAUCCACUACUUAGUUCUUCAACUCCAGCAAAACCUGGAACUCAGGGUACUCCUGAUGACCCAUUAGCUGAUAUUUCUGAAGUCUUGAACACAGAUGAUGACAUUCUUGGAAUAAUCUCCGAUGACCUAGCAAAAUCAGUGGAUCAUGCAGACAUGGGUCCCAUUGCUGAUGAUCCUUCCUCUUUGCCUCAGCCAAGUGUCAGUCAGAGUUCACGACCAUUGACUGAAGAGCAGCUCGAUGGGAUCCUCAGUCCUGAACUAGACAAAAUGGUCACAGAUGGUAAAAUAUUUGCCCUACAUCUAGGCUUUCUAAAAGACAUGAGAGCGAUUCUCGGCAAGUUAUAUAAAAUUCCAGAGCUUGGAGGAAAGGAUGUUGAAGACUUAUUUACUGCUGUCCUUAGUCCUGUGAACACCCAGCCAGCUCCAUUACCACAGCCACCCCCUCCAUCUCAGCUGUUGCCAAUACACAGUCAGGAUGUUUUUUCACGAAUGCCACUCAUGAAUGGCCUUAUUGGACCCAGUCCUCAUCUCCCACAUAAUUCUUUGCCUCCUGGAAGUGGAUUGGGAACAUUUUCAGCUAUAGCACAAUCCCAUUAUACUGAUGCCAGGGAUAAAAAUCCAGCAUUCCAUCCAGUAGCAAGUGAUCCUAACAGCUCAUGGACACCAUCAGCUCCCACUGUGGAAGGAGAAAAUGAUACAAUGUCAAAUGCCCAGCGUAGCACACUGAAAUGGGAGAAAGAGGAGGCUCUGGGUGAAAUGGCAACCGUGGCACCAGUUCUUUACACAAACAUUAAUUUUCCCAACUUAAAGGAUGAAUUCCCUGAUUGGACUACUCGAGUGAAACAAAUUGCUAAGCUGUGGAGAAAAGCAAGCUCUCAGGAAAGAGCACCAUAUGUGCAAAAAGCCAGAGAUAACAGAGCUGCUUUACGCAUUAAUAAAGUCCAGAUGUCAAAUGAUUCCAUGAAAAGGCAGCAACAGCAAGACAGCAUUGAUCCCAGCUCUCGUAUGGAUUCAGAUCUUUUUAAAGAUCCAUUAAAGCAAAGAGAAUCGGAACAUGAACAAGAAUGGAAAUUUAGACAACAAAUGCGUCAGAAAAGCAAGCAGCAAGCUAAGAUAGAAGCUACACAGAAGCUAGAACAGGUGAAAAAUGAGCAGCAGCAACAGCAGCAACAGCAGCAGCAGCAGCAGCAGCAGCAGCAGCAGCUUGGUUCUCAGCACCUUCUUGUGCCGUCUGGUUCAGAUACUCCAAAUAGUGGGGUACAAAGUCCCUUGACACCUCAGCCUGGCAAUGGAAAUAUGUCUCCUGCUCAGACAUUCCAUAAAGACUUGUUCUCUAAACAGCUACCCAGUACCCCUGCUUCCACACCUUCAGAUGAUGUGUUUGUCAAGCCACAGGCUCCACCCCCUCCUCCUACCCCAUCCCGAGUUCCCAUUCAGGAUGGCCUUUCUCAGUCUCAAAUGUCUCAACCACAUUCUCCACAAAUGUUUUCACCUGGAUCUUCUAACUCCCGACCUCCAUCUCCAGUCGAUCCUUAUGCAAAAAUGGUUGGUACCCCUAGACCCCCUCCUGGGGGCCAUAAUUUUUCCAGAAGAAAUUCUGUUGCUCCAGUGGAAAACUGUGUGCCUUUAUCGUCAGUACCGAGGCCCAUUCAGAUGAGUGAGACAGCACCCAACAGGCCAUCUCCAGGCAGAGACUUAUGUUCUUCCUCCACAACAAACAGUGACCCCUAUGCAAAGCCUCCAGACACACCUAGGCCUGUGAUGACGGAUCAAUUUCCCAAACCUCUGGGCCUGCCCCGCUCUCCUGUGGUUUCAGAACAAACUGCAAAAGGUCCUCUAGCAGCUGAAACCAUUGAUCACUUUACUAAACCAUCUCCUAGGGGAGACACUUUGCAAAGACAGCGGAUACCUGACACGUAUGCACGACCCUCUUUGACUCCUGCCCCUGCCGAUAGUGGCCCUGGACCUUUUAAGACCCCAUUGCAUCCUCCACCAUCCUCUCAGGAUCCUUAUGGAUCGAUGUCACAGGCAUCAAGGCGAUUAUCUGCUGACCCUUAUGAAAGACCUCCCUUGACACCAAGACCUGUGGAUAAUUUUUCUCAUAGUCAGUCAAAUGAUCCAUAUAGUCAGCCUCCCCUCACCCCACAUCCAGCACCGAACGAAUCUUUUGCCCUUUCUUCAAGGGCUUUUUCUCAACCUAGCACUAUGUCAAGAUCAGCAUCUCAGGACCCGUAUUCCCAGCCUCCAGGAACACCACGACCUAUGGUAGAUUCUUAUUCCCAGCCUUCAGGAACAACUCGAUCCAAUCCGGACCCCUAUUCCCAGCCUCCUGGAACUCCCCGGCCUACCACUAUCGAUCCAUAUAGUCAGCAGCCGCCAACCCUCAGGCCUUCUACACAGACAGACAUGUUUGCUACAUCUGCAGCUAAUCAGAGGCACACUGAUCCAUAUGUUCAUCCUCCUGGGACACCAAGACCUGGAAUUUCUAUUCCCUAUUCUCAACCACCAGCAGUACCAAGGCCAAGAACCUCAGAGGGUUUUACUAGGUUGUCAGGUGCAAGACCAGCCCUCAUGCCGAACCAGGACCAUUUCCUCCAAGCAGCACAGCACCGAGCACCUGCUUUACCUGGCUCUUUGGUGAGGCCACCUGACAUGUGCUCCCAGGUUCCUAGGCCACCUGGGCCUGGCCUUUCAGACACAUUCAGCCGAGUUUCCCCAUCCACUGCUCAUGAUCCCUAUGAUCAGCCUCCAAUGACUCCAAGAUCUCAGUCUGACUCUUUCGGAACAAGUCAGGUUACUCGUGAUGUUCCUGAGCAGCCAGGGCCUGCUCCAGAGGGUGGCUUUAACACCUCUGCAAACUCUCCCAUGAGUUCUCAGGGCCCACAAUUCUCCAGCGUGCCCCAGGUUUCUGGGCCUGUGCCGACUUCAGGAGGAACUGACACCCAGAACACUGUGAAUAUGUCUCAAGCAGAUACAGAGAAACUGAGACAGCGACAGAAGCUACGAGAAAUCAUUCUCCAGCAGCAGCAGCAGAAGAAGAUUGCUAGUCGGCAGGAGAAGGGACCUCAGGACGCACCAGCAGUGCCUCACCCAGUGCCCCUUCCACAUUGGCAGGGUGAGAGCAUUGGCCAGGCCUUCACUCGACCUCCACCUCCUUAUCCUGGGAACAUUCGAUCACCCAUGGUCCCUUCUCUUGGACCUAGAUAUGCUGUUUUCCCCAAAGAUCAGCGUGGUCCCUACCCUCCUGAUGUCGCUGGUAUGGGGAUGAGACCUCAUGGAUUUAGAUUUGGAUUUCCAGGAGGUAGUCAUGGUACUAUGUCAGGUCAGGACCGCUUCCUUGUGCCUCCUCAGCAAAUACAAGGAUCUGGAAUUCCUCCACACCUGAGAAGAUCAAUAUCUGUAGAAAUGCCUAGACCUUUAAGUAACUCACAGAUGAGUAAUCCAGUUGGACUUCCUCAGCACUUUCCACCGCAGAGCCUGCCAGUUCAGCAGCAUAACAUACUGGGCCAAGCAUUUAUUGAACUGAGGCACAGGGCCCCCGAUGGAAGGCCACGGUUGCCUUUCCCUGCUACUCCUGGCAAUGUUAUAGAGGCACCUUCUAAUCCAAGACAUGGUAACUUCAUUCCCCGGCCAGACUUUCCAGGCCCGAGGCACACAGACCCCAUGAGACGGCCUCCCCAGGGUCUACCUACUCAGCUCCCUAUGCAUCCAAAUUUGGAACAAGUACCACCGUCUCAGCAAGAGCAAGGGCAUCCUCUCCAUCCAUCUUCUAUGGUCAUGAGGCAUAUGAGUCAUCCCUUAGGUGGUGGAUUUUCUGAGGCGCCUUUGUCAACAUCUGUACCAGCUGAAACAGCAGCUGAUAAUUUACAGAUAACCAGCCAGUCUUCUGAUGGCCUGGAAGAAAAACUUGAUUCUGAUGACCCUUCUGUGAAAGAACUGGAUGUUAAAGACCUUGAGGGGGUUGAAGUAAAAGACUUAGAUGAUGAAGAUCUUGAAAAUUUAAAUUUAGAUACAGAGGAUGGCAAGGGAGAUGAAUUGGAUACUUUAGAUAAUUUGGAAACUAACGACCCUAACCUGGAUGAUCUCUUAAGGUCAGGAGAGUUUGAUAUCAUUGCAUACACAGAUCCAGAACUUGACCUGGGAGAUAAGAAAAGCAUGUUUAAUGAGGAGCUAGACCUUAAUGUUCCAAUUGAUGAUAAGUUAGAUAAUCAGUGUGUAUCUGUUGAACCCCCCAAAAAGGAGCAAGAAGACAAAAUUGUGGUUCUCUCUGAGAACCAUUUGCCACAGAAAAUAUCCACUGUUCCCAAUGAGAUAAAAACAGAAGUCCUGUCUCCAAAUUCUAAAGAGGAAGCCAAAUCUGAAACUGAGAAAAGCGAUGAGAGUAUAGAUGAUGUUGACCCUCCCUGCUCUCAGGCUUCUGCUCACAGAGAUCUAAGUGAUGGGCAAAAGGGUUCCUUGCCACCAUCUGAUCCAGACCUACUUGAGAAAAGAGCUAAUCGAGAAACUGCCGGCUCUAGUGCAAAUGUCAUUCAAGGAUCCACUCCACUGCCUGCUCAAGAUAUAGUGAACUCUUGUGACAUAACUGGAUCAACUCCAGUCCUCUCAAGUUUACUUGCCAAUGAAAAAUCUGAAAGUUCAGACAUUAGGCCCUUGGGAUCUCCCCCACUGACUCUGCCAGCCUCACCAUCUAGCCAUGUGUCAAGUUUGCCUUCUACUUUAAUGGCACCACCUGGCCCUGUUUUGGAUAAUGCCAUGAAUUCUAAUGUCACAGUGGUCCCUAGGGUAAAUCAUACUUUUUCUCAGGGUAUACAGGUAAAUCCAGGAGUCAUUCAGGGACAGUCAACAGUUAACCACAAUUUGGGGACAGGAACGCCUACAACUCAAAGUGUGCCUCUCUCAAGUCAGUCUGGUACCAGUGGCAUAUCUGGACCCCAACAACUGAUGAUCCCUCAAACAGUAGCCCAGCAGAAUAGAGAGAGGCCCCUCCUUCUAGAAGAGCAGCCACUGCUGCUACAAGAUCUUCUGGAUCAAGAAAGGCAAGAACAGCAGCAGCAGAGACAGAUGCAAGCCAUGAUUCGUCAGCGAUCAGAACCAUUCUUCCCCAAUAUUGAUUUUGAUGCAAUUACAGAUCCUAUAAUGAAAGCCAAAAUGGUGGCCCUUAAAGGCAUAAAUAAAGUGAUGGCACAGAACAAUCUGGGCAUGCCACCAAUGGUGAUGAGCAGAUUCCCCUUCAUGGGCCCGAUGGCACCUGGAGCUCAGAACAGUGAAGGCCAGACGCUGGUGCCGCAGGCUAUUGCUCAGGAUGGCAGUAUAACACAUCAGAUUUCUAGGCCUAAUCCUCCAAAUUUUGGUCCAGGCUUUGUCAAUGAUUCACAGCGCAAGCAGUAUGAAGAAUGGCUUCAAGAGACCCAGCAGCUUCUUCAGAUGCAGCAGAAGUAUCUUGAAGAACAAAUUGGUGCACACAGAAAAUCUAAGAAGGCUCUUUCAGCUAAACAACGCACUGCCAAGAAGGCAGGGCGAGAAUUCCCAGAAGAGGAUGCAGAACAACUCAAGCACGUGACUGAGCAGCAGAGCAUGGUUCAGAAACAGCUAGAACAGAUUCGUAAACAACAGAAAGAGCAUGCUGAGUUGAUUGAGGAUUAUCGCAUCAAGCAGCAACAGCAGCAGCAGCAGCCGCCGCCGCAACGUGCAGUGGCCCCACCUCUUCUAAUGCCUGGCGUCCAGCCCCAGCCACCCCUUGUUCCAGGUGCCACUCCACCCUCCAUGGGCCAGCCCAGCUUCCCAAUGGUGGCACAGCAGUUGCAGCACCAGCAGCACACAGCAGUCAUCUCUGGCCACACCAGCCCUGCUAGAAUGCCUAGUUUACCUGGAUGGCAGCCUGCCAGUGCCACUGUUCACCUCCCCCUCAACCCUCCCAGGAUUCAACCCCCGAUUGCCCAGUUACCCAUAAAAGCUUGCACACCAGCCCCAGGGACAGUGUCAAAUGCAAACCCACAGAGCGGUCCACCACCACGAGUAGAAUUUGAUGACAACAACCCCUUUAGUGAAAGCUUUCAGGAACGAGAACGCAAAGAACGUUUACGAGAACAGCAGGAAAGACAACGCAUCCAGCUGAUGCAAGAAGUAGACAGACAGCGAGCUCUGCAGCAGAGGAUGGAAAUGGAGCAGCAUGGCCUGAUGGGCUCUGAGCUGGGCAGCAGGACUGCUGUGUCCCAGAUUCCAUUCUACGGGUCUGAUCGGCCUUGUGAUUUCAUGCAGCCUCCGAGACCCCUUCAGCAGUCUCCACAGCACCACCAGCAGAUGGGCCAGGUUUUACAGCAGCAAAAUGUACAACAAGGAUCGGUCAAUUCAUCCCCCACUCAAACUUUCAUGCAAACCAAUGACCGAAGGCAGGGGGGACAUCCCUCCUUUGUUCCUGAUUCACCGUCGGUCCCUGGUGGAAGCCCAAACUUCCACUCUGCUAAGCAGGGACAUGGAAGUCUUUCUGGAACAAGUUUCCAGCAGUCCCCUUUGAGACCUCCGUUUGCACCUGCUUUACCAGCAACACCCCAGGUAGCUAAUAGUCUCCCAUGUGACCAAGACCCUGCUGUUGCCCAUGGACAAAGCUAUCCAGGAUCAGCCCAGUCUCUCAUUCAGUUGUAUUCUGACAUUAUCCCAGAAGAAAAAGGGAAAAAGAAAAGAACAAGAAAAAAGAAAAAAGAGGAUGAUGCAGAAUCCACCAAAGCACCGUCAACUCCCCAUUCAGAUAUAACUGCUCCCCCAACUCCAAGCAUCUCAGAAACUACCUCCACUCCUACCAUGAAUAUGCCCAGUGACCCUCCUCCGCAGGGUGAAUCAGAGCCUGCAGAGCCAGCUGGCCAUCCAUGUACAGAGUUAGAGAACACACUACCCAGUGGUGAUUUCUCCCAGGGAACUCCAAGCCAACAUACUUGUGCAAAUUCAGAAGUGGAAAACCUCCCCAUGGGAACUCCUGCCAGAAGUGAAGAGAUAAAACUGGAAAAGGCUGAGACAGAGCCAGGGCUGGGUCAGGAGGAGACUAAAUCAGAAGAGCAGACUGGUAGUAAGGUGGAAGAUAAGUCUGGGGCCAGUCCUGUCUCCUCAGUCCAGAGUCCACCUCAUUCUGCUGGGGCCCCUGUCAGCAAAGCAGAUUCAGGGAAUGAGCUUUUGAAACACUUGUUGAAAAAUAAAAAGUCGUCUUCCCUUUUAAAUCAAAGACCUGAGGGCUGUUUCUGUUCAGAAGACAACUGCACAAAGGAUAAUAAAAUGGUGGAGAAGCAGAAUCCAGCGGAAGGAUUGCAAACUAUGGGGGUUCAAAUGCAAGGUGGUUUUGGAUGUGGCAACAAUCAGUCAAAAAUGGAUGGAGGAAAUGAAACCAAGAAACAGCGAAACAAACGAACUCAGAGGACUGGGGAGAAAGCAGCACCUCGCUCAAAGAAAAGGAAAAAGGAUGAAGAGGAGAAACAAGCCAUGUAUUCCAACUCUGACUCCUUCACUCACCUGAAACAGCAGCUCUCUCUGCUCCCUCUAAUGGAACCAAUCAUUGGAGUGAACUUUGCGCACUUUCUUCCUUAUGGCAGUGGCCAAUUUAAUAGUGGGAAUCGACUUCUAGGAACUUUUGGCAGUGCGACCCUUGAAGGGGUUUCGGACUACUAUUCUCAGUUGAUCUACAAGCAGAAUAAUUUAAGUAAUCCUCCAACACCCCCUGCCUCUCUUCCUCCUACACCACCUCCUAUGGCUUGUCAGAAGAUGGCAAAUGGUUUUGCGACAACUGAAGAACUUGCUGGAAAAGCUGGAGUGUUGGUGAGCCAUGAAGUUACCAAGACUCUAGGAUCAAAGCCAUUUCCACUGCCAUUCAGGCCACAGGACGACUUGCUGGCCCGAGCUAUUGCUCAGGGCCCAAAGACAGUGGAUGUUCCAGCUUCGCUUCCAACACCACCUCAUAAUAACCAGGAAGAAUUAAGGAUACAGGAUCACUGUGGUGACCGGGACACCCCUGACAGCUUUGUCCCCUCAUCCUCUCCUGAGAGUGUGGUUGGGGUGGAAGUGAGCAGGUAUCCGGAUCUGUCAGUAGUCAAAGAGGAGCCUCCAGAGCCAGUGCCAUCGCCCAUCAUUCCAAUUCUUCCUAGCACCACUGGGAAGAGUUCAGAAUCAAGAAGGAAUGACAUCAAAACUGAGCCAGGCACUUUAUUUUUUUCAUCACCUUUUGGUUCAUCCUCAAAUGGUCCCAGAUCGGGUCUAAUAUCUGUAGCAAUUACCCUGCAUCCUACCGCUGCUGAGAACAUCAGCAGUGUUGUGGCUGCAUUUUCCGACCUUCUUCACGUCCGAAUUCCUAACAGCUAUGAGGUCAGUAAUGCUCCAGAUGUUCCACCUAUGAAUUUGGUCAACAGCCAUAGAGCAAACCCAGGUUUGGAGUACCGACCGCAUUUACAUCUCCGUGGGCCUCCACCAGGAUCUGCAAACCCUCCCAGGCUAGCAAGCUCUUACCGGCUGAAGCACCCUAAUGUUCCAUUUCCUCCAGCAAGCAGUGGUCUCUCUGGAUACAAGGAUUCCAGUCACGGUGCUGCAGGAAAUGCAGCGCUCCGACCACAGUGGUGUUGUCACUGCAAAGUGGUUAUUUUUGGAAGUGGUGUUCGGAAGUCUUUGAAAGAUCUGGCUUUUAUGAACAAGGAUUCCCAAGAAAGCACCAAGAGAAUGAAGCAGGACAUUGUCUUUUGCAGUAAUAACUGCUUUAUUCUUUAUUCAACUGCGCAAGCAAAAAACCCAGAAAGCAAGGAAUCUGUUCCUUCAUUGCCGCAGUCACCUCCUAGAGAGAUGCCUUCCAGAGUAUUUCACCAGUAUAGCAACAACAUCUCCACCCUGGAUGUGCAUUGCCUCCCACAGCUCCAGGAGAAGGCCUCCCCACCUCCAUCACCUCCCAUUGCAUUUCCUCCUGCCUUUGAGGCAGCCCAAGUCGAGGCCAAGCCUGAUGAGCUCAAGGUGACCGUCAAGCUAAAGCCUCGGCUCAGGACUGUCCAUGGCGGCUUUGACGAUUGUAGGCCACUGAACAAAAAGUGGAGAGGAAUGAAAUGGAAAAAGUGGAGCAUUCAUAUUGUAAUCCCCAAGGGGACGUUUAAGCCGCCCUGUGAGGAUGAAAUUGAUGAGUUUCUUAAGAAAUUGGGCACUUCUCUUAAACCUGACCCUGUGCCCAAAGACUAUCGCAAGUGUUGCUUUUGUCACGAAGAAGGAGAUGGGCUGACAGAUGGACCAGCAAGGCUGCUCAACCUGGACUUGGAUCUGUGGGUCCACUUGAAUUGUGCUCUGUGGUCCACAGAGGUCUAUGAGACUCAGGCUGGUGCCUUAAUAAAUGUAGAGCUAGCAUUGAGAAGGGGCCUGCAGAUGAAAUGUGUCUUCUGUCAUAAGACAGGAGCCACCAGUGGGUGUCACAGAUUUCGGUGCACCAACAUUUAUCACUUUACUUGCGCCAUUAAAGCACAAUGCAUGUUUUUUAAGGACAAAACUAUGCUUUGCCCCAUGCACAAACCAAAGGGAAUCCAUGAACAGGAAUUAAGUUACUUUGCAGUCUUCAGGAGGGUCUAUGUUCAACGAGACGAGGUGCGCCAGAUCGCUAGCAUCGUGCAACGAGGAGAACGGGACCACACCUUUCGAGUAGGAAGCCUCAUCUUCCACACUAUUGGCCAGCUGCUCCCACAGCAGAUGCAAGCGUUCCACUCUGCCAAGGCACUCUUCCCUGUGGGUUACGAAGCCAGCCGGCUGUAUUGGAGCACACGCUAUGCCAAUAGGCGCUGCCGCUACCUGUGCUCCAUUGAGGAGAAGGAUGGGCGCCCAGUGUUUGUCAUCAGGAUCGUGGAGCAAGGCCAUGAAGAUCUGGUCUUAAGUGCCACAUCACCCAAAGGUGUUUGGGAUAAGAUUUUGGAGCCUGUUGCAUGUGUGAGGAAAAAAUCUGAAAUGCUCCAGCUUUUUCCUGCAUAUUUAAAAGGAGAAGACCUGUUUGGCUUAACUGUCUCUGCAGUGGCACGGAUAGCUGAAUCACUUCCUGGGGUUGAGGCGUGCGAAAACUACACCUUCCGAUACGGUCGGAAUCCUCUCAUGGAGCUGCCACUUGCUGUCAACCCCACAGGUUGUGCCCGUUCUGAACCUAAAAUGAGUGCCCAUGUCAAGAGGUUUGUGUUAAGGCCGCACACCUUGAACAGCACCAGCACCUCAAAGUCAUUUCAGAGCACGGUGACAGGAGAGCUGAAUGCACCUUACAGUAAGCAGUUCGUCCACUCCAAGUCAUCGCAAUACCGGCGAAUGAAGACCGAAUGGAAAUCCAACGUGUAUCUGGCCCGGUCUCGAAUCCAGGGCCUGGGCCUGUAUGCUGCUAGAGACAUUGAGAAACACACCAUGGUCAUCGAGUACAUCGGGACCAUCAUUCGGAAUGAAGUCGCCAAUAGGAAGGAGAAGCUGUAUGAGUCCCAGAACCGCGGUGUGUACAUGUUCCGCAUGGACAAUGACCAUGUCAUCGAUGCGACACUAACAGGAGGGCCUGCAAGGUACAUCAACCAUUCUUGUGCACCUAACUGUGUGGCGGAAGUGGUGACUUUCGAGAGAGGACACAAGAUUAUAAUAAGCUCCAGUCGGAGAAUCCAGAAAGGAGAAGAGCUCUGCUAUGACUAUAAGUUCGACUUCGAAGACGACCAGCACAAGAUUCCAUGCCACUGUGGAGCGGUGAACUGCCGGAAGUGGAUGAACUGAUGCAUUCCUUGCUGUCUCAGCGGGCGGCUUGCCCCUAGGAAAAGGCGACUCAACACGCCAUUGGAAAGCUAGUUUUGUUUUCUGUUGUCCGACUUCUUCGGCAAAACAGCUUCUGGAGUGGGGGUUUCCUCAGCCUUCAGGUUAAGGAAGCCUGCGAAGCUGCUGGCCAGCAGUCCUCCUUGCUGAGGGUAAGCAGAGUCAUAGAUGUCCAGCACUUUUUUUCUUUCUUUUCUUCCUUUUCUUUUCUCUUUGUUUCCCUGCGGGUGGGUUUGUUUUGUUUUGUUUGUUAGUCUCACUAAGGAGAAACUUUUACUGGGGCAAAGAGCCGAUGGCUGCCCUGCCCCAGGCAGGGGCCUUCCGAUGAAUGUAAGACUGAAAUCACCAGCGAAGGGGAUGUCCAGAGUGCUGGCCACGCCCACUAAGGGGCAGGGCCUCUAAGUGAAAUUCGUGGACGCCACUGAACAAGGAAUGUACCGAGAUGACUUCCUUAGGGAUAGAGCUAAGGGAUAAUAACUUGCACUAAAAUACAUUUAAAUACUUGAUUCCAUGAGUCAGUUUAUUGUAGUUUUUGAUUUCUGUAAAAUAAGAGAAACUUUUUGUAUUUAUUAUUAAAUAAGUGAAUGAAGCUAUUUUUAAAUAAAAGUUAGAAGAAAGCCAAGCUGCUGCUGUUACCUGCAGAACUAACAAACCCUGUUACUUUGUACAAAUAUGUAAAUAUUUUGAGAAAGAAUACAGUAUAAAAAUAGUUAUUGACCAAAUGCUACCAGGCUCUGCAGCAGCUCGGGUGCUUAUAAAAUGUCAUAGGGAUGUUACAAUAUAAUUUGUGUUAUUAAAUAUGCCAUUAUAAUUAUGUAAUAACCACAAUUUCAACCUGGAGUGUUUGGGGGUUUUUUGGAAACUACAGUCUAUUAUUACUUGUUUUAUACACCUAACUUCUGACAGAACAGACUGUAUGCUGACUACAACUUUUAUAGAUGUUUUGGUAAUUUGAACUAAUUUUUUCAUAUUAUAUUGUUGCAUCCCUACUCCUUCAGUCAGGUUUUUUUUGUGCUUACAAUUUGUGAUAACUGUGAAUAACUGCUUAAAAAUACACCCAAAUGGCUGAAUUUUUUCUUCAGCAAAAAUAGUUUUGAUUAGAACUUUGUUCAGACCACAAAGAAUCAUGUACACAUAAUAGAAUCAUGUAGCAGGAACUUACCCUAACUUCUUAGCCUUCUAUUUAACAUAAAAAUUUGAAAAAGAAAAAAAAAAGAGAGAGAGAUGUGAUUAUGCUCAAGGCUGCAGGACUCCGGCAAUAGGGUUUUUCGAAGAUAUAAUUUUAAAAUGUGUUUGUAUGAACUGUUUGUUUACAUUUCUUUAAUAAAAAACAAAACAAAACACUGUUUUGUGUUUGCUUGUAGAAACUUAAUCAGCAUUUUGAACCAGGCUAGCUUUUUAUUUUGUACUUAAAAUUCUGGUACUGACACUUCACAGGCUAAGUAUAAAUGAAGUUUUGUGUGCACAAUUCAAGUGGACUGUAAACUGUUGGUACAUUCAGUGACGCAGUUCUGAACCUGUAAUGUAUAUGGCAUGAUGUAUUUUUAUCUUACAGAAUAAAUCAAUUGUAUAUAUUUUUCUCUUGAUAAAUAGCUGUAUGAAAUUUGUUUCUUGAAUAUUUUUCUUCUCUUGUACAAUAUUCUGACAUCCUACCAGUAUUUGUCUUACCGGGUUUUUGUUGUUUUCUGUUCUGUAUAAUAGUAUCUAAUGUUGACAGAAAUUGAAUUUUUUGAAGUAUACAGAGUGUUAUGGGUUUUGGAGUUUGUGGACACAGAUUUAGAAGAUCACCAUUUACAAAUAAAAUAUUUUACAUCUAUAAA